AUGCCUCCUAAAACUACGCUGCUCUUUGUACUUUUGGGGAUAUUCUCUGCAUUUGUUAGCGCCAAAGCGACAGAAUAUAAGAAGGAAGGGACGAAGCAAGAUGACAAACUACUGGACCUAUCCUUAGCGAUACCUAAACAGACAACAUUACGAGGUCCAGCCGUUAGAAAAACCAUACCGACUCGAAAAUGUUUAGGGACUGGUUUUUUCAAAGUGGGGAUUAAGAGAGGAAAGGGGGGAAGACACACCGGCUUAAAGGUUACCGACAAAUACGUACCUGCUGAGACAAACAUGGGGUACCCAUGGGACUUGACAUGGCUGAAGUUCACACUCUAUGAACCAUCUGUGUUUGAUUCAGAGAUUGGCAUUGAGACUCUAAGCAUGGCCAUCAAGCCAGGCAGAUAUGCCUCAGCGUGA
Molecule: messenger RNA, 417 nt
Organism: Bipolaris oryzae ATCC 44560
Lineage: Eukaryota; Fungi; Ascomycota; Dothideomycetes; Pleosporales; Pleosporaceae
Exons: 4
Coding region: 1-417 (138 amino acids)
Source: RefSeq, a predicted model, not a curated record